This is a messenger RNA of Sus scrofa (pig), 1922 nucleotides long. RefSeq names its product caudal type homeobox 2 (gene CDX2). Gene Ontology annotation, molecular function: DNA-binding transcription factor activity, RNA polymerase II-specific; RNA polymerase II transcription regulatory region sequence-specific DNA binding. The record is from RefSeq and is marked provisional. NCBI's taxonomy places the organism in Eukaryota, Metazoa, Chordata, Mammalia, Artiodactyla, Suidae. Gene Ontology annotation, cellular component: nucleus. Gene Ontology annotation, biological process: regulation of transcription by RNA polymerase II; cell differentiation; animal organ morphogenesis.
GUUUGCCGUCGGGACCUCGCCACCAUGUACGUGAGCUACCUCCUGGACAAGGACGUGAGCAUGUAUCCCAGCUCCGUGCGCCACUCCGGCGGCCUCAACCUGGCCCCGCAGAACUUCGUGAGCCCCCCGCAGUACCCGGACUACGGCGGCUACCAUGUGGCGGCCGCGGCCGCCGCCGCCGCGAACUUGGACAGCGCGCAGUCCCCGGGGCCGUCCUGGCCGGCCGCGUACGGCGCCCCGCUCCGCGAGGACUGGAACGGCUACGCGCCGGGGGGCGCGGCGGCCGCCGCCAACGCCGUGGCUCACGGCCUCAACGGGGGCUCCCCGGCCGCCGCCAUGGGCUACAGCCCCGCCGACUACCACCCGCACCACCACCCGCACCACCACCCGCACCACCCGGCCGCCGCGCCCUCCUGCGCCUCGGGCUUGCUGCAGACGCUCAACCCCGGCCCUCCCGGGCCCGCCGCCACCGCCGCCGCCGAGCAGCUGUCCCCCGGCGGCCAGCGGCGGAACCUGUGCGAGUGGAUGCGGAAGCCCGCGCAGCCGUCGCUCGGCAGCCAAGUGAAAACCAGGACGAAAGACAAAUACCGAGUCGUGUACACGGACCACCAGCGCUUGGAGCUGGAGAAGGAGUUUCACUACAGUCGCUACAUCACCAUUCGGAGAAAGGCCGAGCUGGCAGCCACGCUGGGGCUCUCCGAGAGGCAGGUUAAAAUCUGGUUUCAGAACCGCAGAGCGAAGGAGAGGAAAAUCAACAAGAAGAAGUUGCAGCAACAGCAGCCGCCGCAGCCGCCGCCGCCCCCUGCACCGCAGCCACCCCCGCCGCAGCCAGGCCCUCUGAGAAGUGUCCCCGAGCCCCUGAGCCCCGUGUCUUCCCUGCAAGGCUCGGUGCCUGGCUCUGUCCCUGGGGUUCUGGGGCCAGCUGGGGGCGUGUUAAACCCCACCGUCACCCAGUGACCCACAGUGGCCUGCGGAAGCAGAGCAAUUCCAGGCCGAGCCAAGGGGAGCAUGGACUCUGCUAGAAUCCUCAGGAAAGACCCCUCCCCUCUCGCCCACAAAUGUUCACCAACUUCCCCAGCCCUCCGAGGAGAAACGGGGGACUGGGGUAAAGACAGGUGCGGUUGGAGGCCUCAAGGAAGACAAUUCUCCCAGAAAUUGACUUUUUCUGGUCUGACCUUCUGCCAGUAAGGAGAUGGGAACUAACUACCCGGGGGGCUUCCUUUAGUGCUGGCAGGAACUGGACCGGCUAAAACAGACACGAGCCUUUCGGCCCCCUGCCCCCCAGCUCUUUGCCUCCCAAACCUGCAGGAUGCAUCGACUGGUUGCAGCGGAGUGGGAAGAGGGGGACCGCCGGGACUUGGAGCCACGAUGGCUGCUGUCUGCUCACUGUUCUCCAAGGAUCAGCGGGCCCCGCUUGCCUCAAGGGCAGGCGAGAUUUAAACUGCAGAAGCCCGAGGCAGCUAAGAUGGAAACCUGGACCCACCAAAGAGCGCAGAACCCCCAGGUCUCUGUCUUUCUUCUCUUCCCUGCCCAGAGCAGGAAAGGCUUGGCUGGUGUUUGUGUGGUGUUUGGUGUGAGGGAGUGUUUCGGACUGCAGGCCUGACAAGGGCCCAGGACAGGGCCUUGUUUAGAAAGCCUGUCACCAGCGCUUCUCUGGGCUGAAUGUAUGGUCAGUGCUAUAAAUGCCAGAGCCAACCUGGACUUCCUGUCAUUUUCACAAUCUUGGGGCUGAUGAAAAAGGGGCGUUUUUGUUGUUGUUGCUGCUGUUUGGGUUGUUGGUCUGUGUAACUUCCAAGCCAGCAUUUUAAAAGCCUUCUGGAUCCAUGGGGGAGAGAAGUGAUAUGGUGAAGGGAAGUGGGGGGUGGGUAUUUGAACACAGUGGAAUUUUUUUUUUUUUCUAAAGAGAAAAAACAAAAACGAGA